This is a messenger RNA of Sciurus carolinensis (gray squirrel), 5947 nucleotides long. RefSeq names its product centrosomal protein 63 (gene Cep63). Gene Ontology annotation, cellular component: centriole. The record is from RefSeq and is a predicted model, not a curated record. Gene Ontology annotation, biological process: centriole replication; de novo centriole assembly involved in multi-ciliated epithelial cell differentiation. The coding region runs from base 497 to 2650 and encodes 717 amino acids. Lineage: Eukaryota; Metazoa; Chordata; Mammalia; Rodentia; Sciuridae. The transcript is spliced from 16 exons.
AGGAAGUCCCUUUCCACCCGACACAGCAUGCAGCAAGGAAAAUGACUCUAAGGGUGAAGUGAAGGCCUCGACCUCGGCUACUGGGACUGAGGGAAGUUCGAAGCUAAGGAACGAAGACGGUGCUUCUUCUUCAAGAAAUAGGCUGAGGACGGGAGAAUCCCUUACCGUAGGCGGGCCACCGCAGCACUACCUCCAGACCACGCCCUCGGCAUCACGUGACCCACAGGCUCUUCUCUUAGAUCCCCGGAUGUGGGUGAACCCAUUUGCUCGCGCGGAGGGGAAGCCAGGAAGAAGACAUUGUUUCAAUCAAAAGUGAAGAGCCAGUGGGCGGAACGAACGUACCGACGCCCAGGCUGGACGUAAAGUUGGCGGCGACGCACGUGCGCGCCUCCGGCCCGAGGUAACGGCGGGAAGGCUCGGGCCAGCUUUCUGCGGCUCAGUAACCGCUUGUGCGCACCGAAGACCAGCGACCGGCGGGCGAGCCCUGACUACAGUAAUGAGUUGGUGGCCUAGCAACCUCCAAAGUUGCCAGAGCAAAGGGGAUUUGGUGAUGGAGGCUUUGUUGGAAGGAAUACAAAAUCGGGGACAUGGUGGGGUAUUUUUGACAUCCUGUGAAGCAGAACUACAAGAGCUCAUGAAACAGAUUGACAUAAUGGUGGCUCAUAAAAAAUCUGAAUGGGAAGGGCAGACACAUGCUCUGGAAACUUGCUUAGACAUCCGUGAACAGGAACUUAAGACUCUCAGGAGUCAGUUGGAUAUGAAACAAAAAGAGGUUGGAAUGUUGCAGCAGCGGUUAGAAGAACAUGAAAAAAUCAAGCAAGAGAUGGCCAUGGAGUAUAAGCAAGAGUUAAAGAAACUACAUGAAGAAUUAGGCAGAUUGAAGAGAAGCUACGAGAAGCUGCAGAAAAAACAAAUAAGGGAAUUCAGAGGAAAUACCAAAAAUCUCAGGGAGGAUCGGACUGAGAUUGAGAGGUUAACUGGAAAAAUAGAGGAAUUUCGUCAGAAAUCACUGGACUGGGAGAAGCAGCGCUUGAUUUAUCAGCAACAGGUAUCUUCUCUAGAGGCGCAAAGGAAGGCUCUGGCUGAACAAUCAGAGAUAAUUCAGGCUCAGCUUAGCAAUCGGAAACAGAAAUUAGAGUCUGUGGAGCUGUCCAGCCAAUCAGAAAUUCAGCACCUGAGCAGUAAACUUGAGCGAGCCAAGGACACUAUAUGUGCCAAUGAGUUGGAAAUAGAGCGCCUUAACAUGAGAGUUAAUGACUUGGUUGGAACCAAUAUGACUAUUCUGCAGGAGCAGCGACAAAGAGAAGAAAAACUGAGGGAAUCUGAAAAACUACUAGAGGCUCUACAGGACGAAAAGAGAGAAUUGAAGGCAAAUCUUCAGUCUCAAGAAAAUUUCAUCCGUGAGGCAAAAAUGCAAAAGGAGAGGUUACAAGCAAAAUUAAAAGCAACUGGCACUCAACACACACCAAAUAGGCCUCUGGAGGAGUCCCAGGCAGAAAAGAAGUACACCUCUCAAAGGCAAGGAGACUUAGACAGUGUGCUCUCCCAGCUGGAUUUCACCCAUACAAGUGAAGAACUUCUGCAGGCAGAGGUGACUCGUCUUGAAGGCAGUUUGGAAUCUGUGAGUGCAACAUGUAAACAGCUGAGCCAGGAGCUAAUGGAAAAAUAUGAAGAAUUAAAGAAGAUGGAAGGACAUAACAAUGAGUACAGGGCAGAGAUUAAGAAGUUGAAAGAACAGAUUUUACAGGCUGACCAAAGUUAUAGCUCUGCACUAGAAGGAAUGAAGAUAGAAAUCUCUCAGCUAACUCGGGAGUUACAUCAGCGAGAUAUCACCAUUGCCUCUGCCAAGUGUUCUUCCUCAGACAUGGAAAAACAACUCAAAGCAGAGAUGCAAAAGGCAGAAGAAAAAGCAAUGGAGCACAAGGAGAUUUUGAAUCAGAUGGAAUCAUUAAAAUUAGAAAAUCAUCAUCUUUCUGAAAUGGUGAUGAAAUUGGAAUUGGGUUUACAUGAGGCAAAAGAGAUUUCACUAACAGACCUUCAGGAGAAUUAUAUAGAGGCAUUAAAUAAAUUAGUGUCUGAAAAUCAACAACUACAGAAAGAUUUGAUGGAUACCAAAUCUCAACUGGAGAUCGCUACUCAGAUGUGCAAAAAAAAAAAUGACAGUAUCUUUAAGCCGACACACUGCAGAACAACUGAGUUCAAGAAUACAGAGUUUAAGCCAGCCCAUGGCCAGCACAGACCUGAUGGAAUAAAGACCGAGCACUACAAAACAGGUUUCCACCCUCUGAGAGGACAAGCAUCAGAUGGUGCAGACCCCAUGGCAAGGGUCCUCACCCCCAUGAGUCCUCAAGUCAGCCCCUGCAGCUCUGCAGUCUCUUUGCCUUCUUACUUUCUGUGUCAGGCUAACUCUUCAGUGCUAGAUACGAAUAAUGCCAAUUUUUCUGACACUACGUUUGACAGUAUGAAUGACCAAGAGGAAUGUGUAUCUUCGUGUUCUGUACCUGUCUCCCCCCUGGGUUCCAUAGCUACCAGGUUUUUGGAAGAGGAGGAACUGAGGUCUCAUCAUAUUCUGGAGCGCCUGGAUGCCCACAUCGAAGAGUUAAAAAGAGAGAGUGAAAAGACAGUGAGACAGUUCACAGCCCGAAUGUAGCCACUUCCAAGAUCACAAACUUGGAAGUAAAAGGAAACACCGAAGCGUUACUCUCAUCUGAAGGAGCAGUUUAAAAACAUGAGCAUUAUCAAGAUGAUGCUUACUAAAGCAGUGGUAAAGAAACCCCGCAAAAUUGGUGCUUCUCUUAGACAUUUUUACUGUACUGUUUGUUUGAAGAACUUCUAGCAGUAACUGAGAAUAAAUCACUUUGCAGACUUUCUGUCAUAUGAAUAUUUAUUAUCAUAAAGUGAUAUUUUCUCUCACUGACUUAAAUGUGAAUAGCUAUGCAUUAAUUAAAAUAAAGAUUUCAAGAUACAUUUUGAAAAUAAAGUAGCUCGAGGAAUUUCCCUUAAGGGAAGUGUGUAGUGGAAGCAUGGUUUUGAUUUGAAUAUGAGGUGUCCCCAAAACUCAUGAGAUGCCAUAGCAGAAGGGGAAAUGCUUAGAUUAAGAGAGCUAUAAUCAGUGGGCUGAUCUAUCAGAUAGAUCAAUAAUUUGGAAGGAAAAAAGACCAGUCUUCUCUAUUUCACAGCAAAAAAUAAUAGUAAUUGGAAGGACAACUGUAUUGGGUGGUAUAUGUUGGUAGGUGGGACAUGACUGGGAGAAGACCAGUGAGGAAUGUGUAUUUGGGGCUUAUAUUUGUCCCUGGCCCCUCCACCAUGACUAUUCUCUCUCUGCUUCAACACCAUGAUGUUCUGCCUCUCCUUAGGCCCAGGGCAAUGAAGUCAGCCAACCAUGGAAUGAACUCUGAAACCUUGAGUUGAAAUGAACUUUUCCUCCUCUAUUCUUGCCAGGUAUUUUGGUCACAGUGGUGAAAAGCUGACUAACACAUAUUGGUUCCUGACUCACUGGAUCUGGAUCAGUGGAUCACUUUGCCAUUUUUUACAGAAUAUGGCUGGAAAUAUGUGAAAGGAGCAUACCAAAGACCCUGGCAAUGAGCAUGCUUGCUCCACCCUGAAACAGAACAGAGGUUGAGGCAGGGGCAGGAACUGGCUUUAGUGUGUGCAGCCCCCGGGGGCAUCCAGUGGGAAUGUUCAGGAGAGAGGUUCAGGUGGGAGUCAGAGGUCUGGAUGUCAUCACACAUGGGAGCAUCUGAAGCCACCAAGGAGGGCAGGGAGAGAGGAGAGCAGGGCACAGGCAAGGGCCCCUAAAGGAGGCCAGCAGUUGAGGGUCACAGGAACUUCCUCCAGCAGAGGACCUAGAAGAUGCAGUUGGGGAAGAGAUGGGAAAGUGUGGUGCCCUUGCCAGCAUAAGGGCCUGGCUCCUGCCAUUCCUCCCUCUGCGGUUCCAUCAGCAUGCAAUCCUGUUGUGUUUCCUCCCUUAAAAACAAACCGAAAACCGCCAUUCCGUGUACUACUCCAUAGAUUUGCUCUUCUUGGAAACGUUUCUGGAGAGAGCCAUCUGCAGUGACUGUCAAGUUCUUCACCUUCAUUCUCUCCUCAACCUUCUUCAGCCCAUAUCCAUGCCAACCAUGGUACCUUCCUACCCUUCAGGUCACCGGUGACCUAAUGAGUCUGAGUGUCAUUCAACACAGUGGUCUCUCUUGGCUUCUGUGACCUGGUGUUCCUACCCCUUUACCUCCCUGACCACUCCCAUCUUCCCUCGCUUUGCCUUUUCUAUCCUGAAUGUCAGAGGACCCCCUAGGGCUCUGAUAGGGCUUUUCUCACUAUACUCUUCUAUAGAUUUUCCAUUUUAUUCCAAGUUUUUAAUACCAUCUGCAGGCCAGUGACCCCUACAUUCAUAGGUAACCUUGGUCUCUCCCCAGAGCUGCCUUCACAGCUACCUAGCUGCUUAUGAAAUAUCUUCUCUUUCAUGUCUGACAGCACCAUAUAUUUACGUCUUACACAAAGAACUCUGGACACUCCCUCUUGCUAAAAUUCUACCUGAGAACAUAGCCUCAAGUUUUCCAGUUCCUAGAAGUUAUCCAUAAUUCCUUCCUUACCCACAUCUCUGUAUCCAGUCUGUCAGGAGCUCCUGUUGACUGUCUCUAAAUGUACCUCAGAUCCCACCAUUUCCCUCUCCAUUGUCUUGACCCUGACCCAAACUUCUCCCCACCUCUUGCCUAUGUUCUGGCAGAAGCCUCCCAACUGGUAUUGCUGCAGUACCUGACACCAGUCAUUCAUUCUCCCCAGAUCCCCCAGAGCUAUCCUUUAGGAAUGUAAAUGGAGCAAUGUCACUGCUACCUACCUGGAAACCCUUCCAAGGCUUCUUUGGACUCAGAAUAAAAUCCAAAUUAAGGCCUACAGGGUCUCAGUGAACUGGACCUGCGUUUAUCAUUCACUGUAUCCUCCUUCACACUGGCCCGUUUCUUCAGAGCAGCAAGCUUCAGUAUGUUCAGGUCUUCACCUGGAAACCCUCUCUCUCUCCACACCCAUGGCUGGCAUUUUCUUCCUCUAAGGUCUGUGAGCUAACAUCCCCUCUUGAGCAAACCUUCCCUGACUGCUGCUUCCCAAACCUGCUUCUCCUGUUCUUUAGCUAGCUGCCCUGUUACUUCACGUAAGCUCCUUGAGGGCAGGGUCUUUGCCUGUCUGGUGUGAUCCUCCUCCCCUGCACAGCCCGGCACUCGAGGGAGGCGAAUAUUCUCCCUCAGGUGCUUCCUACUGCUUCCUUCAUGCUGUUGAGCAUGUGGUCCUUUGGUCUGCCUCUCCCCACACCUUGUCACCUCACCCCCACAACACCCUGUUCACUUGGCUCCUUUAUCUUGUUUGGCAAAGCUUUGCCGUAUCCCUGGCCAGAGGCAGGGAGAGUUUCUCUAUCUUGCUCUCAUGCCUUGUGUAGGCUCCUCUCAAAGCUCCGGCCAUACCGCACUGUCCUCAGCUUCUCUCUCUCAGGGCUUGUUUAACUUGCUGGCUGACAAUAAUAGAUGUGAGGCAAAUGAUGCAUGAAAAUUGCUACCGUUCUGGGCUUCAUUGUACUUACCUGCAAAAUGGGAAUAAUAGCUAAUGGGGUUGAGGGUUUACUGAAAAUAUAUUUCUGAAAGGGCUUUGCAGCCUCUGAAAGUACUGUACCUGUGUGGAUUGGUCUGAGGGGAUUUCUUAUGUUCAGACCAUUCCAAGCUUCAGCUUAAAAUCUGUACGGUAUAAUCUCUACUUCUCAAGUUUUCACACAAUGUCUUAACUAGAGAAGUAAUGGUGGACUCCAGAGCUGCUAGAAAUACUUAAAACAUGAGGCACUAUGUAUUUCCUUACAUUUGUACUGUGCUUUUUAAAGUCGUUAAUUGAUUAUCUAAUUUGUCAGAACACUUUAUUGUAAUUUAAUCUCUCAUCUUCAUUUUUCAAAAUGAUUUGCCAAAUAUUAAAA